AUGCCUCCACACCAAAGGCCUUCAGCUCUAGAAGAUGAGACGCGUGUCCACCUGAGGCCUUCAGCUCUAGAUGAGACGCGCCCCCACCAGAAGCCUUCAACUCUAGAAGAUGAGAUGCCUCCACACCAGAGGCCUUCAGCUCUAGAAGAUGAGACGUGUCUCCACCUGAGGCCUUCAGCUCUAGAUGAGUUGCGUCUCCACCAGAGGCCUUCAGCUCUAGAAGAUGAGACGCGUCUCCACCUGAGGCCUUCAGCUCUAGAUGAGACGCAUCCCCACCAGAGGCCUUCAGCUCUAGAAGAUGAGACGCGUCUCCACCUAAGGCCUUCAGCUCUAAAAGAUGAGACGCGUCCCCACCAGAAGCCUUCAGCUCUAGAAGAUGAUAUGCCUCCACACCAGAGGCCUUCAGCUCUAGAAGAUGAGACGCGUCCCCACCAGAGUCCUUCAGCUCGUUCAUGA
Messenger RNA from Acanthosepion pharaonis, 456 nucleotides. Lineage: Eukaryota; Metazoa; Mollusca; Cephalopoda; Sepiida; Sepiidae. The record is from the annotation of a GenBank genome assembly.